AUGCGCCUGAAUGCAGUUUUCUGGAUACCAGCUAUACUGCAGGGUGCAGUAUUUGCCCCUAAUGGGGUUUAUGGGAGCCAGGGAGGCAAUGACAUGUUUUCAGUCAAUGAUUUGCCCCAGAGACCGGACAUGUGGAUGUUGCAAGAUGUGCAGUCCCAUAAACGCUGGCUUUCCAAUAUUAUCGAAGACGUGGACCGGAACCCGCGACUCCUGCACCCUGUGAUGAAGGAGUUCCAGGAGUUCAUUGAGACCAACCCGCGUAUCUAUAUGCUCUUCAGUGCCAUGUUCCAGGAGAUUCCCAAUGCUCCUCUGUAUAGCAAUGAUCUAAACGGCUAUCCCCGCCUUCGAGACUAUCAGCAUAUGUUACAAGUCUUGAAUUCUGUGGUGGGAAGCGCACCCAGUUGGAACAACACAUCUCCUCAUCCCAGCUUUAUGCCAGUCCCCAUCAAUGCUGUCCUGGCAUGGGCCAUGGGCACCCCUAGUGGCUUUUCUGCAUUUAUCGACCCUGCAGUAAACGUCAUGCUGAAGAAAGUGCUAGAUAAAUGGGGCACCUAUUUGCAAUCACCCGCAUCUGCGUCGGUCUUAGACGGCGGCCCAACGGGCUGGUUAGGUGAGACCGCAAUACACAACUUGACCGUCGUUGGGAAUGCGGGGCGAACCAACUAUACCUUCUGUGAGAUAGAAGGUAUUAGGCCUGUGGAUUCGCCGGAUGAUAACAGCGUUAUCGCAAAUCCAUGCGAGUCCCAGCCCUACAAUAUAGUGCAACAUAUUAAAGCCCGUGACGAGUUCUGGCUGAAAGGACAAACAUAUUCGGUCAUUGAUAUGCUAGGACAGGAUCCCCUGGCGGACCAUUUCGUCGGUGGUGUAAUCUACCAAGCCCUUCUCACUGCAAUGAGCUAUCAUCGAUGGCAUGCUCCCGUGUCAGGACGGAUUGUUAAAGCGUAUGUUAUCCCCGGGACGUACUACUCUAUACCCCUAUCCAGAGGAGUCGGGAAUGUAUUCAAUCACUCCCAAGAGAUCAACAUAGCAGGCCAAAUGGACGCGUAUGCAUACACAACCGCAAUGGCCACGCGGGGUUUGAUAUUUAUAGAGUCGGACAACCCGGACAUUGGGAUAGUAGCCUUUAUUGGAGUAGGACUGGCUGACGUGUCCUCUUGUGAAAUUACCGUGAAAGCGGGGGACCGUGUCAAGAAAGGGGACGAGAUAGGCAUGUUCCAUUACGGCGGUUCGACCUCGGUUUUGAUGUUGAGGAAUGGGACCACCAACUCGGCGGUUGUUACUCUGUUUUAA
Molecule: messenger RNA, 1290 nt
Organism: Aspergillus tanneri
Lineage: Eukaryota; Fungi; Ascomycota; Eurotiomycetes; Eurotiales; Aspergillaceae
Product: phosphatidylserine decarboxylase family protein
Exons: 5
Coding region: 1-1290 (429 amino acids)
Biological process (GO): phosphatidylethanolamine biosynthetic process
Cellular component (GO): mitochondrion
Molecular function (GO): phosphatidylserine decarboxylase activity
Source: RefSeq, a predicted model, not a curated record